Anguilla anguilla (European eel) is the source of this 1822-nucleotide messenger RNA. RefSeq names its product chemokine-like receptor 1. Gene Ontology annotation, biological process: positive regulation of cytosolic calcium ion concentration; regulation of calcium-mediated signaling; phospholipase C-activating G protein-coupled receptor signaling pathway. Gene Ontology annotation, cellular component: plasma membrane. Lineage: Eukaryota; Metazoa; Chordata; Actinopteri; Anguilliformes; Anguillidae. The record is from RefSeq and is a predicted model, not a curated record. Gene Ontology annotation, molecular function: complement receptor activity; G protein-coupled receptor activity. Bases 433 to 1482 code for a protein of 349 amino acids. The transcript has 2 exons.
UUCAGUGGAUUCGUUCAGCUCUGCUUUUGUCCAAAGUGACAAAGCCUAAUUUUUAUCUUAACGUGUGCACAAAACUGUUUCUCAACAUAACUCUCUGAACACUCGUUGCCGGCAAAAUAAAACAAGAUGUAAUGCAACGAUGUGUGUUAACCGACGCUUGUAAGUGUGCUCGACAGCUAUAACCCUCAUAAGACACAGGGGGGAGUACAGCCACCAUGACAAAUAAUGGUGACAGUAAUGACGUAUUUGGGGAAGGAACAAUUGUUUUAGCGAAACCAAUAACAUCUGCUACUUAUAAAUGAAACAGGAAGUAAGCACCUUUGACCAGUGUAUAUAUAUAAUGCAAGUUUGUAUUUCAGCAUGUUUUCUAACCAGACUGACAUCCGCAUUUGAUCAUAAAGGGUACAGAGGCAAAAUAACUUUACAGCCACAAUGGCCUCAGAGGAGGGGUUCAUAUUUUCAGAUAUUGAUUAUGAUUAUGAGAAUUACACCUAUGUGAACACUACUACGAUGGAAGAGGUAGUUUCUCACGUAAACAACUCAUGUUUGAAGGAGGGAUCUUGCGUGAUCCUCCUUGUGGUGGACAUCGUCAUCUUCCUGCUGGGGGUUUGUGGGAAUGGAGUUGUCAUCUGGAUUUCGGGUUUCAAGAUGAAAAGAUCCGUCAACACCACCUGGUACCUGAGCCUGGCCAUCUCCGACUUUAUAUUCUGCGCCUGCCUGCCCUUCACCAUCGUGUACAUGGCCACGUCCGAUUGGCUGUUUGGCCUGGUCAUGUGCAAGUUCGCCUCCUUCAUCAUGUUCCUCAACAUGUUCAGCAGCAUCUUCCUGCUGGUGCUGAUCAGCGUGGACCGCUGCGUGUCCGUGGUCUUCCCCGUCUGGUCGCAGAACCACCGGACCGCCCGGGCGGCGUCGGCGCUGGUGCUGCUCGCCUGGGCCGCCUCGGCCGUUCUGAGUGCGCCCGCGGCUGUCGUCCGCGACCUGAAGGCGCACAACGCGAAGACCAUCUGCUUCGCCAACUACGGGCACAGCCACGGCCACCAGGUCGCAGUCUUCAGUCGGUUCGUCUGCGGGUUUCUGAUCCCCUUCACGGUCAUCACCGUCUGCUACACCGUCAUCUUCCUGAAGCUGACCAGCAACCGGAUGACCAAGUCCUCCAAGCCGUUCAAGGUCAUGUCCGCCCUCAUCGUGACCUUCUUCAUCUGCUGGCUGCCCUACCACACCUUCACCCUGCUGGAGCUGGACCACCACAGCCACAGCCUGGAGGUCCUGAAAACCGGGCUGCAUGCGGGCACCACCCUGGCCUUCGCCAACAGCUUCCUGAAUCCCAUCCUCUACGUGUUCAUGGGCAACGACUUCAAGCAGAAGUUCAAGAACUGCGUCUUUUCGAAAAUCGAGAACGCCAUCGGCGAGGAGGGCCGGACGACCACCCGCUACCUCUCGCGGUCGAGUUCCAUGGACACGAGAGCUUCCACCCACAUCUGAGAUAUUCGCCACUUCCUCUUUUUCUGCGCACUGCGGAUCCCACCGCGCCUGCACGAUGCCACUGACACCACUUCAGAAAGCAAGACCACAGUCUUAAGGCUUUUCACCCUGAGGCAGAAAUGUUAUAUAACAAAUAAUUUCUAACCGAAUCACUGAACUGUUAAAGCACUUUUUUUUGUAAUGGGGGGAAAAAAGAAAAGAAAAGAAUUCACGACGUGACGAAAAGUUGUUUUCGUUCGAAUAUACGUUCUGUGGUACUUUCCACAACGAUGAUAUUUUCAUGUCUGUAAUGCGAGUGUUUACUGUAUAUGCUGUAACAUAUUAAAGAUUUACACAUUCA